Messenger RNA from Pipra filicauda (Wire-tailed manakin), 964 nucleotides. Its product is annotated as chemokine-like protein TAFA-5. Gene Ontology annotation, molecular function: receptor ligand activity; G protein-coupled receptor binding. The record is from RefSeq and is a predicted model, not a curated record. The transcript is spliced from 4 exons. Gene Ontology annotation, biological process: G protein-coupled receptor signaling pathway. NCBI's taxonomy places the organism in Eukaryota, Metazoa, Chordata, Aves, Passeriformes, Pipridae. The annotation marks the transcript as partial.
UGGUACCUGUUGCUGGUUUGUUUUCCAGGUCAACUGGCUGCAGGUACAUGUGAGAUUGUUACUUUGGACAGAGAUAGCAGUCAGCCCCGAAGGACUAUAGCCCGACAAACAGCUCGCUGUGCAUGUAAAAAAGGACAGAUUGCCGGUACAACAAGAGCAAGGCCAGCAUGUGUUGAUGCACGAAUUAUCAAAACAAAACAGUGGUGUGAAAUGCUUCCAUGUUUAGAAGGAGAAGGCUGUGAUUUGCUAAUCAAUAAAUCAGGCUGGACCUGUACGCAACCAGGAGGACGGAUAAAGACAACCACGCUCCAUAUGUCUCCCACGUAUGCUAUUAUUGCAACUUUGUUGGAAGCCUUUCAUAGAAAUGCACAAAGAAUGUGUUCCAGCCUGGAAAAGAAUUACUUGGAUUAUGAAUAUCAGUUGGAUGCUGACAAGUCAAAGAAAUGGCCAGCUUUCAGUAACUGACUAAAACAAACCAGAAUUGACCUUGGAAGAUGAAGAUACAAAAAUAGAAACAUGAGUAUAUCUUUUUACUGGACUAUUAAAACUGCAUUGCCUUCUUCCUGACAGAUAGUAUAAAAUUUGACUAAAUAAAGGCUAUAAAAGUACUUAAGAGCAGAGACACAUAACUUAAGAAACAGUUUCUACGUGACAAGAAUGUUAAUCUAAACACUUUUCUUUAGGAACUGAAGGAUUAUAUUUUAAUGUGGAUAGAAUUGAAGACAUUCUGAGGUUGCUCAACCCUACAAAAAUAUUUGUGUUGACUGUUCCUCAUUAGACACAAUAAGUUAUAUGAGUUUUUUUGAAUAGUUGUGAAGAAUCAUAUGAUUGGAUUCCUAUCUGGCAGGAAUUCUUAAUGGAAAUUUGAGAUAUAAAGGGUUAUCAUCAAAUAGAGUAUUGUCAAAUAGAUGGAAUAUCACUUAUGCAAUGACUUUCAAGUUGAAGAAAUGAUUCUGAUAAAAAG